This is a messenger RNA of Sinocyclocheilus rhinocerous, 2079 nucleotides long. Its product is annotated as gastrula zinc finger protein XlCGF57.1-like. The coding region runs from base 73 to 1494 and encodes 473 amino acids. Gene Ontology annotation, biological process: regulation of transcription by RNA polymerase II. The record is from RefSeq and is a predicted model, not a curated record. The transcript has 2 exons. Gene Ontology annotation, molecular function: DNA-binding transcription factor activity, RNA polymerase II-specific; sequence-specific DNA binding. Gene Ontology annotation, cellular component: nucleus. NCBI's taxonomy places the organism in Eukaryota, Metazoa, Chordata, Actinopteri, Cypriniformes, Cyprinidae.
GUGAAACAUGAAGAUACUGAGAAACAAACAGACCUGGGAGCGUUGAAAGAGGAGAGUGCAGUACUCAAUGAAAUGAAAGAGGAAGACCAUGAUUUCAUAAAUGAAGAAAAGUCCUUUGAUUGCUCACAGUCUGAAAAUACUUCCUCACGAAAUAUAGCUCAAAUGACAGGAACCCUUAAUUCCCACACAAGAGAAGCUUCUGGAGAGAAGCCUUUCAAAUGCCAGCAGUGCGAAAGGAGUUUCCGAUUAAAUAAAUACCUUAAGAAUCACAUGAGAAUUCACGCAGAGGACAAGCUUUUCACGUGCCAUCAUUGUGGAAAGAGUUUUUGUCAUAAAGGUAGUCUCAAAACUCACAGGAGAAUUCACACUGGAGAGAAGCCUUACUCAUGCCCGCUGUGCAGAAUGAAUUUCACAUAUAAACCAACCUUUAACGCUCAUAUGAAAAGUCACACUGGAGAGAACCCUUACACCUGCAAACUGUGUGGGAAGAGCUUCUCACAAAAGGGAAAUCUAAAGUAUCACAUGAGAGUUCACACUGGAGAAAAGCCUUUCACGUGUCCUAAUUGUGGAAAGAGUUUCAGUUAUAAAGUAAGCCUCAAGUCUCACAUGAGAAUUCACACUGGAGAGAAGCCUUACUCAUGCCCUCAGUGCGGAAUGAAUUUUACAUACAAGGAGUCCUUUGAUAUCCACUUGAGAGUUCACACUGGAGAAAACCUUUACACCUGCAAACUGUGUGGGAAAAGCUUCUCACAAAAAGGAAAUCUUAAGUAUCACAUGAGAACCCACACUGGUGAGAAGCCGUUCACAUGUGAUCAGUGUGGUAAGAGUUUCAGAUACAAAGUAACUUUAAAUAAGCACAGCAGGAUUCACUCAAGAGAGAACUGUCCUAUAUGUCAUCAGUGUGGAAAGAGUUUCACCAGCAAGAAAGACCUUAAGAAUCAUGUAAUAACUCACAUCGGGGAGAAGCCCUUCAUGUGCCACCACUGUGGAAGGAGUUUCACACGUAAAGGAAAUCUCAAGACUCACAUGAUAAUUCACACUGGAGAAAGGCCUUUCAUAUGCCAUCACUGUGGAAAAAGUUUCAGAUUUAAAGGAAAUCUUCAGACUCACUUGAGGCUUCACACCGGAGAGAGGCCUUACACAUGUCUUACGCGUGAGAAGGGUUUCACAAAUCAAAAAGACCUGAAAUGUCAUUUGCAAACUCAUUCUGGAAAGAAACAGCAGUGUUUAGAGUGUGGCAAGAUGUUUAGGAAAUGCAGCCGUUUCAAAAAUCAUCUGCGCAUUCACUCUGGAGGAAGGCGAUUUAAUUGUGAUCAGUGUAAUAAAAAAUUUAUUUUCCCAUCACACUUACAGAUACAUAUGAAAAGUCAUGCAGAUGUGAGACUCUAUUUGUGUUAUUUGUGUGGAAAGCGUUUUAAGUGGUUUAGCAAGUUUAAAUUGCACCAGAAAGCAAGUAUCUGUGUGAAAUCAAGGAUACGUUUACGCCAGAGCUGAAUGUAGUCUAAAUGCCGAUUUUCUUCUCAAAUAUGAUUUUUAACUGUGGCCCAUAUCAGAUACCAUCUUAACAGGUGACACUGCACCAUGUGUUUUAAUUUGUUACUUUUACUUGUAUAUUUUGACUGGAGGCUUUUGUUGUGACGUACAUGUGAACGCUUGUGGCCCUACCUGAUCAUUUCCUUUGCUAUAGUUUCAAAUAUUUAACAGUUGCGGUAAACAGCCUCUAAUUUUGUUUUUAUAAAGUUGUUUCUUAAAUAUUUGAUUCAGAAAAAUAUUAGAAAAACUUGCUGUCUUGCUGUGUAGUGCCACAGUUGCUAUGUUUACAUGCAACCCAGAUAAUCGGUUUAUAAUCAGAAUGAUGGCUCAAUCAGACUCAACUGGAAAGCCUUCAUUCGUUUCGAUUGAGUUUGACUGAUUAUUUUUUUUUUAUUUUUUUUUUUCAAUUGAAAGGGAUGGUGGAGACUGAAUAUGUUACGUGUUUGCUAGGAAAGAUGUUCUGACAGACAUUAGAUUUCUUGAUUCAUGUCAUUUGAAAAAUGCAAAAUUUUGCAUACAGCAUAAACAACCUUUUUUAAAAAUUUG